UGUUUCGAAAAGACAACGCGAAUUAAAUUAUUCCACCUGAGCGAUAAUGAUGGUGAUGGUGUUUAGACUGGCUUGUUUGCAAAACUGGAACGAGUGGGGAAGGAAGAUCGGCGAGGAAAAAACACACUGGGCUGAUGUUUUUCUCCCCUUUCUUCCUUUUCGGUUGGCUUCUAUUCAAAUUUGGGUCAGGGGUGAGAGCUCAACGUCACAAGCUUGCAAGAUGGCGCUCGAAAGGCUGUGAGAUGAGAAAGGGUGUUGAAUCGAGGACGCUCCUACCGAUGUUAAAGGUUGUGUGGAUGUAGGAAGACAAGGUUGAAAUGGAACUGCCAAAUCAUGCCAAACAAUUGCUGCUGCAGCUAAAUCAACAGCGAGCCAAAGGCUUCCUGUGCGAUGUGAUUAUCGUUGUGGAAAACGCCCUCUUCCGGGCACACAAGAACAUCCUGGCUGCCAGCAGCAUUUACUUCAAGUCACUCGUGCUCCAUGACAACCUGAUCAACCUGGACACGGAGAUGGUCAACCCAUCUGUGUUCCGGCAGAUACUGGACUUCAUCUAUACAGGGAAGCUUCUGUCCUCAGACCAGGCCAACGAGCAGAACUUCAAUGCCCUCUUGACGGCGGCAAGCUACCUCCAGCUCCACGACCUGGCGGCCUUGUGUAGAAAGAAGCUCAAGCGCAACGGGAAAGCCCUGCCCGGCAAGCCCGCUACACCCUGUGUUGUGCGGCCCGUCCGGAACCAGCGACUAGCCUCCACACCUGUCACCCAAAACCGGUUCCCAGGCACAACGGAGUGUGAGAAGAAGCCGUCGGACGAGCUGCUGAAGGACAAGCUGUCUGAUGAUGAGCUGUUCAUCAGUGGCCCCCUGCACCAGGCCUCCAUCAACUCCCUCCAUUGCUCAGUUGGCAAGAAUGGAAGCAAUGGCAGCAACGGCAACAUCAGCAGUGCUAGUGGUGGAGACCAGGAGCUCGGCCUGGAUUUGUCCAAAAAGAGUCCAUCAGCGGGCACUGCCACUGAGGAGGUGAGUCCCAACAGCCACUCCCAGGAAUCCCCUGAAUCUGCCUCAGUAUCCACAACCAACAGUGCCUCAUUCGAAGACUCAGCCACCAACCCCCAAAGCCUGGACAGUGCGGAGCCCAUGGACGUAGGGGGUGUCGGCGGUUGUGAGGAAAGCAAGCCUGUCCCGGAGCCUGUCCAUACCCGCAAGAGUUCCCGACAGGUUGCACGCAAGAAGGAAUGGCCCAAGAGAGAGGUGGGGGGCAAGGGCGAGGAGCGGGCAGUGCCCAAUGGCGUCAUUGUCGGGCCUGCGGCUGGCGAGCAUCGCUCUGGUAGUAGCGGCAGUGGUGGUGCAGGCAGUGGCAGCAGCUUUGCUUCAGACCAUUCCUUCCCAUGUAAAGAGGAGGAGGAGGAGGUGGAAAAUGGGCAGGAGCACAGCGAGGACAGCGGCCAGAGCGAUGGCGAAGGCAGUCAUCCCAGCGCCAACUACGUGUACCGGCAGGAAGGCUUCGAACCAGCCUUUGGGGACAACUUGUACGUCUGCAUCCCAUGCGGCAAAGGCUUUCCCAGUUCGGAGCAGCUCAAUGCCCAUGUGGAGACGCACACAGAGGAGGAGCUCUACAUCAAGGAGGAGGCUGCUUAUGUCAAAGAGGAGGAGGCUGAGGAGGAGGCAGAGGACCUGUCUGCACCCACAGCACCCACUGGCUUUGGGGCCGAGCCUCGGCCGUUUAAGUGCUCGGUGUGCAGCAAGAGCUACAAAGACCCAGCCACAUUGCGGCAGCAUGAGAAGACGCACUGGCUGACCAGGCCCUUCCCCUGCAACAUCUGCGGCAAGAUGUUCACGCAGCGCGGCACCAUGACACGCCACAUGCGCAGCCACCUGGGCUUGAAGCCGUUCGCCUGCGAGGAAUGUGGCAUGCGCUUCACGCGCCAGUACCGCCUGACGGAGCACAUGCGUGUGCACUCGGGUGAGAAGCCCUACGAGUGCCAGCUAUGUGGCGGCAAGUUCACCCAGCAGCGCAACCUCAUCAGCCACCUGCGCAUGCACACCUCGCCCACGUAGAAGCCAAAGACGCCGCUGUCGCCACUCGACGGCCGUGCUCCCCUCCCGAAUUUAUGUGCACGCAUUCGGAUGGCGGAGAUGCACACGGACCGUCCAGUGAAGAGCUCUCAGCAAGGGCCAUCAGCAUCGAAGCGACACCAACAGGAGAUGUUUCUGAAGUUACCCCUGGGUAUGAUUCGAUGCAGAGGUUUAUUUUACUUUAUUUUUUAAUUACUUGCUGUGAUUGUGACUGGGAUCCUGCAAUCGCAUCGCGACCACCCGAAGCUCCCAACCACCAAACCUCCCACAAGCUUCUCCUUCACCUACAUUCUUCUGUGUCAGCACCGUGAUAUUUGUUGGCUGUGAGGGUCACUCACUGUCUACAUAUAUAUGUCAGUCCUGUUAUAUAUGUCAGUCCUCCAGCCGAGCAAGUUGGUAAAUAUUGGCAAAUGGAUUCUACCGUACAUGUAGGCAAUAAUUUCAUUGCGAUUACGCUCCCUCAAAGCAUUGUGUUACAAUUGACGCAUAAGUGUCAACAGUGUGGGCCGGGCCCAGGCUAUCGCAUUAGGAGCUUGGUGUGGUCUUCUUAACUGUGGUCAGAUUAUUUUAGUAUUCCAAACAUGCACAUCCUUCUCACAGUUGUUUGAUAGUGCUUUUAAAAGUAAGGGGUGGAGUUGUCUUUGAUAUGUUUUUGUUGUGAUGCGCUCAUUUUCUUCUUUUUUUAAAGCAAAUAGUAGAGGUACUGGAUCUUAUUGGAAAAAGAGAUGUGAUGUUUUCUGUGAACGUCUCUAAACUGGAAGAAUUUUGGGUUAUUUGUGGGAUUUGAGGUGGGGUGGGGGUUGCUUUUGUUGGUGUAGGCUAGACUUCCAGUUCUAUAGGUACAUUUUGUUUUUAUUUUUGUGUCUGUAUAGCUUUGCUCCCCCCACUGGAAAAAAAAGAAAAAAAAACAAGUCAGUUUAAACAGACUUGUUAUCUUGCUACCUCUUAAUUAUUCUUAAGAACAAUACAUUGAUUAGUGGAAGUUCCUUAAUGUAAUUAAUUGUAUAAAGUGUGUAGAAUAUAGUAACUUUUAACCUAACGCUUUAACCUGCCCAUCUCUCAACAAAGGUUUUUAAUGCUAGAUUUUAUGCGGUUCGUUUUUAAAGGAGGGAUUUCCUGUCAGAAGAGCUUUUUUUCAGAGGGGGUUCCUGUGAACUUGUACUGCCCCUCUUUGACGUACUGUACGUUCCUCGCCUCGCCUUGCCUGGCGCAAACGGUUGAUCGUAGGUCAGAUGUGCAUAAUUGUGUUCCAAAGAGCUAAUGAAUGUCAAGGAGGAAUGAGGUAAACUAACUUGCUUUGCUAGAGAAGUUCAUAACCAAAGUUGAAAAAGAGAUGUGCUUAAAUAUAUAGCAGACUAAAUUAUUUCGCUUUUAAUUUUUCUUUUACUUGUACAAAACAGAUUGUGAUUUUUAUUCUAGGUUUAGAAGAAAAAAAGAACUCUACAAUUAUUAAGUGGUAUAGGAAUUUUGACCAAUGACUAUUUAUGACCAAGGACAGUUUUUUGUUUUUUGUUUUUUUUUUUGUGGUUUGCUAGUAAAACUUCUGCUGAUUGGUGGGCUGGUAAUACUGUAAACUUUCAGAUCUAGAAGUUUACAGUGUUUCCUUAUGUUCCCUUUUAAUGUUACAAGGGCCUCAUCACUUUAUUUACCUGUCUUUAUCAGGAUUUUAUAGCAUUUCUGUUUUCACCUCAGACCAAAAAAAAAUUAAUUAUAAUCAUUUUUAAUGUGAAGUUCCUUUGUUAGUUUUGGGGCAGGCUUGUUAUGGUUGUUUUGAAAGAUGGGUUUACAGACACAUUGGGCUGCUUCUCACCCAUUCAAUCAAUAUGCUUUUCACCAGAUUGACUAAUUUGAAUUCCAUCGCCGUCGAUUACACCUAAUAACGGCAAUCGGGAAACCCGCUUAAAGGAAGACUGUUUGUUCCUGUAAAAUGGUUCUCGAAUCAUCAGCAGUUACUGCAAAGCAAGUCUUUAUGGAAAAUGUGUACCUGUCAGGCAGAAGGUGUCCAAUGUGUCAUAUGCCCUAUAAAAAUCUGUGGAGGGACCCUCAGUGCGAGUGUUUGGUUUAGGCAUUCCUGUUAUGUUUGAUUUCUCCUCGUUUGUCCUUGGGCUUUCCACACCCCUCCGUCUCAUGUUCCGUAGAAUGUCUUGUCUUUGGGAUGUAGCUGUGGUCAGACUUGUGUACUAUUUGAAGGCACCUGCAUUCCUGGAUUUUUUUCUUGUUAUUCCUUCACAUCCCUCCCUCAUAACUACCUCCAGUCAAAAAAUGUCCUUGAAUUAAGUGCACAAACCGAUCUCCUAUCAAACCGUGCCCUUUUCCCUGUUGAAGGCACAUGUGCUGUCCCACUGUGCUAGCCAUUGGGAUUCUAAUAUUGGUUGCUGCCACCCCCCUCUCCCCAAUUUGUGUAGCAUAGUCCUUUGGGCCCCAGAAAUUUUCCAGGCAUUUCCAAAAAAUACAAUUCCGCAUUUUCAAAUGAAAUUCCAUGCGGCUUCAUUGGAGAGUGAGUCCUGCUUAGGCUCUCCUGGCGGCUCCUCCCACCCCAGAUAUGUAGAUAACCAGCUUGUGUUGCCUUCAAACAGUUGUAUACCUGUCAGCACUUAUGCAGUACAGGCCGAAGUCUGAUGCUCUUCGGAGUAACAUCUAGCUCUCCACAAAGACGUUGGGCGCAGUCGAAUGAUGGUUUUAAAUUUUUUUUUUACGUUUAUUUUUAUUUUUGUUUUUUUUUUUUUAAAGAUGAACUCCAAACUGUGACAAUACUACUCAAAAACUUCAGGGAUGGUUCUGCACCUUUGAGUGCUGGACUUUCAGCUACAUUUGUAAGACAUAGUAUUGUAUCGAUUUUCUGUAUUUUAAUUAUGGGAAAACAAAACACUAGUUUCAUAUGUAAGAUUUUAAGAUGGGUUGGGGUCUACUUUUUUCACUUAAACAGAAGUCCUUGAUAAAAGGCAGGGCAGCUCAGAACAAGCCUACUUUUAGUCAUUUAGUUCCAGAAUGUUUUCAAAUAGUCACAAAUUGUAUUAAAAAAAAUUAAGAAAAAGCUCAUACCCAAAUCCACAAACCUAUUUUUUAAACCAAAGCACAUUUGAAUGAUUAUGGAACCUUGUGUGGCUCAAAAAAAGAUAUGUAUGUAUUUAUCUCAUUGUUUACAUAAACUUUUACAGUUUCAGACCUCAUUUGAAGUGAGACCAGUCAGGGUUGUGUAUGCUUUUCCGUAGUCUGCUGCCAAAACAAUAGCGACGAGCAGUGCUGCCUUGUGGAGAGCCGCCGCUGCCGCCACCGCGCAUUAAGGGCCAGCAGAGGCCGCUUGCCGGGGCCUCGCCCAGCUGCCUGGGCUGUCCUUUCACAUGCCUCUUUUGUGACCGCCCAAUCUGGCCCUCAGCUUCACUGAGGCACAUGGUUGCUGGUUGGGGGAGGGUGGUGUAUCUUUGUCCCCCCCCAUAAAAGAGUUUUGUUUCUAGUAGCUGUUGUGAUACUCAUCUUUGAUACCCCAAUCAUCUUUCGGUGAGACCCUACUGCUGCUUGAGUGUAUCCUAAAAACAUGUAAAUAAGCUUGUUUACACGAGGGUGGGGCUGUCAACGUAUACAUUGACAAUGGAACCUCCUAAAUAAUCCCCUCAGGAUUUCUUUUGAUUUGUUUAUAACCCUUAUACUAUCAGUGAUAAUGCUUACAUUGCAUGUGAAUCCUUUUUUGAUGGGAAAUGACUGUGAAUUAUUGGGUUUCUCUGUAGGUGUUCUGUUAUUUGAGUAACUUUCCUGAAAUGCCUGCUGUUUCUCUAUAGGAAAAGCAAACCAAAUCUCAGGCUGGACUCACUUCAAUCAAAGUUGGUGCAAACACUUAUUGACAGUGUUCUUUUUUUAUCAAAUGUCUAUUAUUGUCAGUGAUGAAUGUAUUUAUUUUCUUCUGAUCCUGUUUCCACUUUAGCUGAGAAUUCACUCUGUGUGAAACAAGGUGUUUCCAGGGUCUGUCUUGGUUUCUUUUUUUUUUUCCUUUUUUUUCCUCCUCUUCAGGAUUUCAAGCUGAGAAGCAAGACACACAGAACAUAGCCAUAAACCCAUAUCCUGUGAAGUUACGGCAGAGAACUGAGGCAUUUGGUCCCUCAAGGCCAGUGGUGCGUUGUGCGAUUCUGACUUAUUCUCUGACGAGACAUGAGCACUCUUUAGGGUUUUGUUGUGCGCUAUGGAAAAAACGAAUGUUUUCAUGGUAUUUACACAGCAUUUUUUCUCUUUUUUUUUUUUGAAUCUUUCACGUGACAAUUCCUUAGCCGACGUUCUGUCCUUCGGUGCCGGACCUUCCAGCUCGAGUGACGGAUAUUCCAAAUGUAGCUUGCUCUGUGUGUCAUCCGCUGGUUGGAGUGCUUUUGCACAGCAGAGGGUCAAGGCUUCAGUUUCAGUCUUUUCACCAAAUGAUAGAAGCAUCAGACCUGCUCUCUCUUCAUGCCAAAGGUCUUUGGGGAAACAAGGUGCUUUACUUCCAGCUCCCUCUGUGUCAAACGUCUUUCUUUUUUUCUCCUCUGUAAUGUGACUAAGUAUUCAUAUUUUUUUCCCCUCCCGGUGUGCAGAUGUGGAUGGAAAUAGCUUUAUGAAAUGCACUUUGUGCUUCUGUGAAGCUCCUAAGUUGCCCCUGAAUCACACAUACCAGUCCAUGCUCUUCUCAUUACCUCAUUGUAGUGCUGUAAUAUUUUUUUUGUGUCCUUAUUGUGUCAUAAUGCAGUGUUAAAAAGCUUUAACAGUAGUGAUAUCAGGGACUCAGGACUUAAAUUAUCACUUCUUUUUGAAAGCUACUCCACAUCGACCCACUUGUCUAUUGUUUGAGUUUUCUGCCAGAAACUGGUUUUGUUUCUGAUGCACAUUUUCGACUUCUGACUCUUUUUUUCUGUUCCCCCCCCCCCCACUGAUAGCGUCCAGUGACAGACCCCCCCCCCCCCUGCCUCUCUCGGCAGACCAAAACAAAGCAGGGUUUUUCUGCUUUUAAAGCUUUAGUGACUCUAACUCCUUACAUUUGUUUGCUUCCCACUCAUAGCCCCAUAGUCUUUGCUGCGAAAAUAAAAAUUUGAAUUUCCCUGAUUGGUUUCAACGACACUCAAAAAGUGUGUGUGUGUAUUUUAUUUUAUUUUUUUAAAACAAUAAACCUCAUGAUUAAUAGAAUGUGUGUUUUAAACCAGGACAAGACAAAAUAGCUGCUAAUGUGGUACUUGAAAAACACAUUUUUUUGGGGGUUUUUUUUAAUUGAAAAAAAAAAAUGCUACUGGUUUAUCAGGUUGUACAAUGAGGUGGCUAAUUAUACAUAAGAAGGGUGAAAUGCAAAGGCACUGAAACUUAAAUAGGCUGCCAUUCCUUUCUCUGUCUCUUUCUCUCUCUCACACACAGACACACACACGCAUGCACGCACACCUUGAGCACCUCUCGCUUGCAGCAGCACUCCGCCAGCCGAUCUCCUCAGAGCACUGAUUCAGGUCAGGGCCUCCGCAGUGUGGCCCCGUCAGUGUCAUAGAGUACUCCACUGUACAGCUUCGAGCUGAUCUCAGCGUUCAGUGUCUCAGUCUUAAUGUACAGCAGUGUGGGGAAAAAAAACAAACAAACUGUUAUUUUAUGAUCUUUUCAUUAAAAGCUUGAUCGAAAGA
Paramormyrops kingsleyae is the source of this 7690-nucleotide messenger RNA. It is a transcript of the gene hic2, whose product is annotated as hypermethylated in cancer 2. NCBI's taxonomy places the organism in Eukaryota, Metazoa, Chordata, Actinopteri, Osteoglossiformes, Mormyridae. The record is from RefSeq and is a predicted model, not a curated record. Gene Ontology annotation, cellular component: nucleus. Gene Ontology annotation, biological process: regulation of transcription by RNA polymerase II. Gene Ontology annotation, molecular function: protein binding; DNA-binding transcription factor activity, RNA polymerase II-specific.